AUGACUAGUUUGGACGAUACAAUAAUUUCGUACCAGAAUAUAAUGUUACUGGAUAACAUGACCAACUACAACAAGCCUGCGAUUGACUAUUUCCAUCAUGAAUUUAAUGAUGCAAGCUUGGAAAUAUCGGCUUCAUGGACACUACUAUUGAAGAUGCGCAAACAUAAACUACUUCGAUUACCAAGUUGCUCUUCAGAGGACGUGCUAGAUUACAACAUGUACCUCGUUAGGCUACAUCAUUGCCUCUGGAGGCGUUGGUCCAUAAAUCACUAUGGUUUACAGAACUCCAAAUCCAAUCCACUGUCCAUCAACUGGAACAAAGAAACCGAUGUAACGGUGUUGUACGGUCCAGAUUUGACUAACAUAGAUAGUAAUGAAAACGAAAUAUCGCCGGUCCAGAACCAAAUUGACCAGAAACAAACAAAAAAUCUAAAAUCUGCUUUAAAGAAAAAUACGGAAUGCUGGGUAACCGAGGAGGUGGAUGAGAUUAACGCUUCUAUAGAGAGCAAUGACAACGCUUUGGUGAAAUUAGAAGACAUUUCAUGCCCAUCGUCUGUUGAUUCUCACACGUCUUCCAUUUUCGACCAGCAUUCUACAUGCACUAAAAUUUCCUCCAUAGAUGAAGAUUCUGAAGACCUUAUGAACGAAAAGAAGGAACAAUUCCCCAGGAAGUUGAAGUUUAACCAAGCCGUGAUGAAGAGGGAGAUCGACUCAAAGGGGACUAUCCGCGAAUCCCUCAUCAACAUAAACGAUAUCCAACAUUCCCGCCACCAUCGCCGUCACCAUCGUCGCCAUCAUCACCAUCACCAUCAAAAUAGUUCUCAUUCUGAUGAAACAAUAAAAGAAGCUCAUUAUGAGUUCAGCAACUAUACAUUUGGCACUAUGGAAGAAGACAUUUUUUAUAGGAACCAGGUUGUUUUUUAA
This is a messenger RNA of Saccharomyces cerevisiae S288C, 924 nucleotides long. RefSeq lists its product as uncharacterized. The transcript has a single exon. NCBI's taxonomy places the organism in Eukaryota, Fungi, Ascomycota, Saccharomycetes, Saccharomycetales, Saccharomycetaceae. The record is from RefSeq and is marked reviewed. The coding region runs from base 1 to 924 and encodes 307 amino acids.